Molecule: messenger RNA, 369 nt
Organism: Penaeus chinensis
Lineage: Eukaryota; Metazoa; Arthropoda; Malacostraca; Decapoda; Penaeidae
Product: endochitinase-like
Exons: 3
Coding region: 49-336 (95 amino acids)
Cellular component (GO): extracellular region
Molecular function (GO): chitin binding
Source: RefSeq, a predicted model, not a curated record
AAAGGAGCUCUACUUGUCAUCGCGCCCAGACACGUUAGAACAGUCCACAUGAUGAAGUACAUGCUGAUCUUGGUACUGGCAGUCGCCGGAAGCCUCGCCCAGGAAUACGUAGAAUGCGACCCGACCAUUUCUGAGCAGUGUCCUUUGGAUGAUGGAGAGUACCCCGUGUUCUUCCCGGACCCUAACAACUGUGCCGCGUACUGCGAGUGCUCCGGCGGCACCGCCUGGCACCUACUGUGUGCGCCUGGCACGGUCUGGGACAUCGAGAACAAUAUGUGCAACUGGAGUGACCACGUCGACUGCCAGGAUCGUCCAAUCGUCCCUCCUGUCAGCUAAAUGACGUCCAGUGCGAAAACAGGGCAUUGCCUC